CUACUAUAUAACAAAUAAUUUGAGUAUUGAAUACACCAGUGUAUGGCAGCAGUAAGGAAAGCAGCCAGCAUGCUCAACCUUAGCAACAUGAACCCGUGUGUGAAGGAGAUGCAGUACGCGGUAAGGGGUCCUAUCGUCAUCAGAGCAGCUCAACUAGAGAAGGAACUCAAGUCGGGUAAGAGUAUGCCAUUCGAGCAAGUGAUUAGAGCUAACAUUGGAGAUGCCCAUGCCAUGGGACAGAAACCUAUAUCUUUCGUUAGAGAGGUCAUAUCACUAUCUGUAUCUCCUAAUCUUAUGAAAACAGCUCCCUCUUGUUUUACUAAUGAUGCUAUACAAAGAGCUACUGAAAUUCUUGAGAAUGUUGGAGGUCAAAGUAUGGGAUCCUACACAGACUCACCAGGGAUAGUAACAGUAAGGAACCACGUGGCAGAGUACAUCUCAGAAAGGGACGGUUACCCAGCCAGUCCUGAUGAUAUCUUUGUUGGAACUGGAGCUAGCAGCUGUAUCAAGAACAUAAUGAAGCUGUGUUUGACGAUGGAUAACGAGUCCAGACCCGGUUUCAUGAUCCCUGUACCUCAGUACCCUCUCUACUCCGCUUGUACUGCUGAGUUUAACGCUGAACUGAUAAGUUAUUACAUGGACGAGCAUAACAACUGGACACUGAACCCAGAGGAACUAGAACGAGCGUACGAUGAGGCAAAGUCGAGAUGUGUCCCUAAAGCUAUCUGUGUCAUUAAUCCGGGCAACCCCACGGGCCAGAACAUUCCUCCAGAGAACAUAGUAGACAUCAUCAAGUUCGCCCACAAACAUGACCUCCUGAUAAUGGCUGACGAAGUUUACCAGACCAACAUCUGGGGUGACGACGAUCAGUUUGUGUCCUUCAAGAAGGUCCUGCGGUCUCUGGGACCUGAGUACGAUUCUCAACCGCUGGCAUCUUUCCAUUCGGUCUCCAAGGGUUUUAUGGGAGAGUGUGGACUGAGGGGAGGCUAUUGUGAGAUGACCAACUUCGACCCGGAAGUGAAAGUGAUGCUGCAGAAGCUUAUCUCUGCUUCUCUGUGUUCCUCUACUUCCGGUCAAGUUGCUAUCAGCUGUAUGGUUAAGGCUCCCUCUGGUGACGCCGCUGAACUGUACAAAUCUGAAACCGAAGGAGUUCUGGCGUCCCUCAAAGAGCGGUCCAUCCUGGUUCACGAGAAACUGAACGAGAUUCCUGGCAUUGUCUGCAAUAAUCUCCAGGGCGCCAUGUACGCAUUCCCUCGCAUCGAAAUCCCCAAGAAAGCUAUCGAGCUCGCGGAAAGCAAGGGCGUAACUCCAGACUUCUUCUACUGUUUGGAGCUUCUAGAAAACACGGGUAUCUGCGUGGUUCCUGGCAGUGGAUUCUGGCAGUACCCUGGUACCUUCCACUUCAGGAUGACGAUCCUUCCUCCAAUGGAACAGCUGGUAGUUUUCCUGGAGAAACUGGCUAAGUUUCAUGUUGAGUUCAGAGAGAAAUACGGAUAGAUUUUGGGGGAUAUUGUUAUCGGGAUUUUUGUGAUCCUUACACUUGAUUAUACAUAUGAUGUAUUGGGAAAUAAGCUAGUAAUGUAUUUCAAGUAUGCUCUUUUGUUUGAGACUUUUAGUAUACAGUAUUGAAUUUUAUAAUGGUGGUUGGGUUUUCGGUUAACUUAUUAUUGCGCUACCGGGCUUGAUAAAGUAGUUUAACAAUUAUCGAACGUUCAGUGUGGAGCUUAUAAUAAUGGAAUGUUGGGCAGUAACUUCAAGUGGUCAUUGUAGUUUAGUUUUUAUAUUAGAAUGGUUUUUUUUAUGUUUAAUAAAAACGAAAUUCAAUGUUGAAACCUGUGUCAAACAUGUGACUGACCCAAGUCCCAUGUUAUUUUUAAUAGAUGCAGAGACAAAAUUAUAACAUUGAACCAUUCUGAUACUUGUUUGGCACAGACCUUGAAUAAUGAAUUGUGAUGAUCAGGUCUGUCCGCAAUGAAAAAUUCUAGUUUUGAUACAUUGAUGUGAUGAGUGUUUGUGGUUUGGUCGAUUUUUGUUGUUCCGAAUUAUAGUUUAAGUUUGUACAAUGUAUAUUUUCUAUCUGAUACGUUUAAAAAAUCCAAGAUAAA
Bolinopsis microptera is the source of this 2105-nucleotide messenger RNA. RefSeq names its product alanine aminotransferase 2-like. Gene Ontology annotation, biological process: biosynthetic process. Gene Ontology annotation, molecular function: L-alanine:2-oxoglutarate transaminase activity; pyridoxal phosphate binding. The record is from RefSeq and is a predicted model, not a curated record. The transcript is spliced from 8 exons. Lineage: Eukaryota; Metazoa; Ctenophora; Tentaculata; Lobata; Bolinopsidae. Bases 43 to 1497 code for a protein of 484 amino acids.